GUCCGAUUGGCACGUCCAAUCAGAAGAGCGUAUGGCCGGGCACAAGGGCCAAUGAGAGCGCGAGUGCUGCGGUAUUUGAAUUCCAGGCGUAGGGUUGGGAGGCGGCGACUGCAGCGUGAUCCUGGGACCAGGCGGUGGGGUCGUGUCGCUUCUCUCAGUCUCUCCGAGACCCCGCGGCUCCUGCUCUGGCCUGUCCCGGGCCCCAUGGCGCUGUUCCGACGCCCCGCGGUAUCUAAUGGUUUGGAGGAUGUCAAGAAAGGAAUUAAUUCAAAAGCUACAAUGCAAGUUACUGUUAGAAGAGCUGCUCUGGAAGAAAUUGGAAAUAAAGUUACAACCAGGGGAACGCAAGUAGCCAAGAAAGUUGAGAAAACCAAAGUACUUGUGAAAAAAACCAAAGCCACAAAUGUCGUAAGAGAAGUGAAGUCUACGGCUACUGUGAAACCAGUGACAAAGGAAACUAUAGCUCCAAAGGGUCUGUCUCCAACCCCUAUGGAUGUUUCUAUGAAGGAAGAAGACCUGUGCCAGGCUUUCUCUAAUGCACUGUUAUGCAAGAUAGAAGACAUUGAUGAUGAAGAUUGGGAGAAUCCUCAGCUUUGCAGUGACUAUGUUAAGGAUAUUUACCAGUAUUUGAGACAACUUGAGGUUCAGCAAUCUAUAAACCCACAUUUCUUAGAUGGAAAAGACAUCAAUGGGCGUAUGCGUGCAAUCCUAGUUGAUUGGUUGGUACAAGUCCAUUCCAAAUUUCACCUUCUGCAGGAAACUCUUUACAUGUGUAUUGCAAUCAUGGAUCGUUUCUUACAAGUUCAACCAGUCUCUCGGAAGAAGCUUCAGUUGGUUGGAGUUACGGCUUUGCUUUUGGCUUCCAAGUACGAGGAGAUAUUCUCUCCAAAUGUUGAGGACUUUGUUUAUAUCACAGACAAUGCAUAUACUAGCUCUCAAAUCCGAGAAAUGGAAAUUUUGAUUUUGAAAGAAUUGAAGUUUGAAUUGGGCCGACCACUUCCACUUCACUUCUUAAGACGAGCAUCAAAAGCUGGUGAGGCAGAUGCUGAACAGCAUACAUUAGCCAAAUACCUGAUGGAGCUGACGAUUGUUGACUACGACAUGGUGCAUUAUCAUCCUUCUGAGAUAGCUGCUGCUGCUUCUUGCUUGUCUCAAAAGAUUUUAGGUCAAGGGAAAUGGAGCCUAAAGCAACAGUAUUAUACUGGUUAUUCAGAGAAUGAUGUAUUGGAAGUGAUGCAGCAUAUGGCCAAGAAUGUAGUAAAAGUAAAUGAAAACUUGACAAAAUUUAUUGCCAUCAAGAAUAAAUAUGCAAGUAGCAAACUCAUGAAGAUCAGCACCAUUCCUCAGCUAAAUUCAAAAACUGUCCAAGACCUCGCAUCACCUUUAUUGGAAAGGUCAUGAGAUGGUUGGACCAAAGUUGGAAGAAUCUUCAGUCCACACACUCUUGUACCUGGGCAUUCAUUAGGCACGUUCACUUUUGUACAUACUCUUUCGGCCUGCUUUGUGGAACCUUUUCAUUUUGUUUUCUCGAUGUAUGUUGAGGAAAAAUAAAACCAUAAUUUUCCAUAAGGAAACUUGUGUAUAUUUUCCCUCAAUCAUUGUAAACUUGUUCUGAUUUGGUAUUAUUUGUUAUACACAGCAGUUAAGUACUACGCUUUCUUUGACUUAACUGUGAUUCACCCCUUCCUUUUAUUCUCCCAGAGACCACUGAAUUUCAAAACCUUUUGAAUGGAAUAAGGUUUGAAUUAAAAAAAAAAAUUGUAUGUGAACAGAUUUUGGCCUAGCUAUUGAUCAGUUCAAGACAGAAUAAGCAGGAGGAUGUUAGGCAUAUUUAAGUGCUUCCGAUUUGAAAUAUAGAAAUGACUGGUGUAAGGGGCCAGGAAAGCGUCCAGGAAGCUUCUUGGGGUGAAUUAGGAAUGAGUGGCCCUGGCUCUUUUACUUUCCUCUUGUAUUGGAAAGCUAGCAGACAUAGCAGUUAGUGUGACAGGGAUAUUAUUCUUUUCUUGCCAAAAGGGAAAUUUAUUCCUAGCACAUUUCAGAUUUGGAACUUAGAAUAAUGUUUCUCAGUAAUAUUUGUUAAAAGGCUUUUAUUAGGCUAGCCACUUUUUUUUUUCCCUAUGGGAACACUUUCUGAGCUCCAAACAACUACUUUACAAAUGAACUUUUGGAAUGUAAUUUAUAGGUUUGAGACUUUCUAUACUGUGGCAAUGUGAUUAUCUGAGCACCAGAGUUAUAAAUAGGAAUGGGAAAAUCAUUCUGUGUGCCAAGGAUGGAUUUCCACUAAAUAAUUUCAGGAAAGAGUCCCUCUUAUUUUAAAUGCAAAAUUAAGAUUCCCUGCUUAGUCCCUGAAUCAAAAAGGGGAAUAACAAUGCUUAUGAAGAUGGAGGUUGUUAUAGUUGUGAUUCAGUCAUGCUCUCCAGUGCCCUUUGUACUUUGUGCAGAUCAGAAUCAUUCCAACUUUUGGCUGCAAGUUGAGGAUUCAGCUGUCAUUUGUAAAUAGUUUUAUGGAGACUUGAAAAUCUGAACUAUGGCACCCCUUACUUUAUUUGAGUUAGCAAAAACUGUGUGUAGGUGGUAAGAAACUACCAUAGCAGCCUUCCUGCUACCAAGUCAAAAUGUGUGUGAUUAUGAAAUGUUUUUAAUCUUAAAAGGUCUUUCCUUUCAUCAAAGCAAGAUUAUUUGUCAAGGCAUGAUACUGCUCUCCAUGUUUACUGAUCAGUUUUGUGGGCAGACUGUCAAAUGAAACAUAUUUUGAAGCUUAUUCAAUAGCACUUUUUAAAUAUGGUAUUACUUAGCCUGGUUCAGGACUUAGUUUCAGGACAUAGUAAUAAAAAGUCUCCUAAUAGCAUUUUGCUUGCGAGGCAAUGUACCUAAAAUGUAAUCAGUGUAAAUAAAUUAUAAACUUGGAAAGAACCAGGUUGUUAAAGUAUAUUUAAAUGAAGAGGCGGAGUGUUAUGAUGAUAAGUACAAACAGAAUGGUGAUGGUCUGCAUGGAAUCUAGAAAAAGCACUGCCUGGGGCAGGAUCAGACAACUAAUCCUCAUUGUUGUAAGACAGAUACCCUGAAGUUGAAAAGGCCUCACUGCCUCACUGGGCUCUCUCAUCUUGAUGAAAAUACCUCUCAGGACCAUCCAACUUCCUUUACUCUCACUUUCCAUUCACCAAGCAGCUGUCUGAUCUGUUAUUUGGUUUCUCUAGUAUACUUUUCCACAGGGAAGAGUAUAUUGUACCAGUGUUUCCCCUCUG
Messenger RNA from Dromiciops gliroides (monito del monte), 3245 nucleotides. RefSeq names its product cyclin B2 (gene CCNB2). Gene Ontology annotation, molecular function: cyclin-dependent protein serine/threonine kinase regulator activity. Lineage: Eukaryota; Metazoa; Chordata; Mammalia; Microbiotheria; Microbiotheriidae. The record is from RefSeq and is a predicted model, not a curated record. Gene Ontology annotation, cellular component: cyclin-dependent protein kinase holoenzyme complex; nucleus; cytoplasm. Bases 52 to 1401 code for a protein of 449 amino acids. Gene Ontology annotation, biological process: regulation of cyclin-dependent protein serine/threonine kinase activity; mitotic cell cycle phase transition. The transcript is spliced from 9 exons.